This is a messenger RNA of Salvia miltiorrhiza (redroot sage), 534 nucleotides long. Its product is annotated as auxin-responsive protein SAUR32-like. The record is from RefSeq and is a predicted model, not a curated record. The coding region runs from base 62 to 391 and encodes 109 amino acids. Gene Ontology annotation, biological process: response to auxin. Lineage: Eukaryota; Viridiplantae; Streptophyta; Magnoliopsida; Lamiales; Lamiaceae. The transcript has a single exon.
UAUAAAUUAUGAAUGCCGUGCUUGGAAAAACCUACACAAAUAAUUCACAGAAGAAGUUAACAUGGAGAGAAUUAUUCAUGAGAAUAAGAAGAUGAUAAAGGUUAAGAGGGGCUGGGUAGCAGUGAAAGUAGGUGCAGAAGAUGAAGAGUUUGAGAGAUUCACAAUUCCAAUAUCAUACCUAAGCCAUCCAUAUUUCAAGGCGUUUCUUGAAAAAGCUCACGAGGUUUAUGGGUACAACGGCGUGGGCCCACUAAAGCUUCCGUGCUCCGUCGACGAUUUCCACCAUCUCCGGUGGCAAAUAGAGAAGGAGUGUAAUGGGUACCACCACCAUUUCCAUCAGCACCACCACCUCUACCACCGUGCAGGAGCCCUCUCCUUCCGUUCUUGCUAGCUUUUUACGUUUUUUUUAUUUUUUCACAAAACUCUGUAAAUUUAAUGUAAGAGUAUGUUUUCUUCGGCUAUUGCAAAGUAGUACUUACUAUAUAUGUAAAUUGUAUUCAGAUUUAAUGUGAGAAACUUUUUGAAACCCUUCUA